GGCAUGGUUUUGCAAAACAACUUAUUAUUUUAUCUUGUAUAUGUAUUUUAUCUUUUAUAUAUUUUACUUUUUUUCAGCACUUUACAUUUUAACAAAUGGAACUGUGUUUUCUACGGAGACUUAUAUCAAUUUUACUGCAGUGACAAAAGAGUUUGGGCCUUUGGAAUUUAUCUGGCAGUUUGCAGACAGGCCACCUGAGCGAACAACUAGAAGAAGUAUUAUAAAAAGAUUCAAUCUACCUAACAUGUAUAGCGUUGUAGUUAAAACUUCAAACAAAUUCCACUCUUUCACUUCUGAUGUGCACACAAUAUUUGUGCAGAGAAAAGUUAUUCCUAAUCGUCUUGUUGCCAGUCCUUCAGUGCUUAUAAAUUCAAAUGUCAGUUUUUACUGUAGAAUAAAUUCUGGAACAAAUGUUAGCUAUUUUUGGGAUUUUGGAGAUGGAACCAAAAGACUUGGAAAGUACAAUGACACACAUGUCUAUAGAAGAGAAGGGGAAUACACAGUGAAUGUUUCCAUCUUCAACAAUGUCAGUUCUGCAUUUUUGACAAAGCAAAUUUUUGUUGUGAAAGAACCCUGUCAGCCUCCCCCUGUAAAAAAUAUGGGACCCCUUAAACUGCAGAUUCGAAGAUAUGAAGACCUAUUCCUUGGAGUUACAUUUGAGGCUACAGUAAUAUGCAAUAUCUCUCAAGGCCUUAAAUAUCACUGGUCUUUCAUGAAAACUGAUGGAACAUUUAUUUUCCUACCAGCUCAUGUUGAGAAUAGUAAACAAACAAUUACAUUGCCAGCAUUUUCCCUUGAUUAUGGAAAUUAUACAGCUCUAGCUCGAGUUCAAAUAAUUGGAACUGUGGUCUACAGUAAUUAUUCUGUGGCAGUUGAAGUUCAACCUACUGUUCCAGUGAGUGUGCUUGCAAAUGGCCAUCAUCUUUACAUAGAUAAAACCACUGUGGAAUAUUUCAUAUUGGAUGGAACAGCAUCAUUUGACCCAGAUAAUCCUGGUAAUCCUUUAAGGUUCUUCUGGGAUUGUACUCCACUGACUAAACAACAUCACUCGUGCUUCAAUGCAGAUGUGCAUGACCCAUUACAGACAAAUGAUGCCGUUAUCACUUUUCCAACUACUUUACUCCAUGAUAAGUUCGACCAGUUUCAAUUUAGUUUAAUUGUAUCCAGUGGGGAUCGUAAAUCUUCAAAUGCUGAAAUGUUUUUAUCCAUCAGUCCAGGCACAAAUUUUAGGUUACUGAAAAUUACUUGUGUUGAAUGCACAGGGAGCUCAGUCAACUGGAACAAACCAUUUUCUGUGCAGGCUGUUUGUACAGAUUGUAGUGAAACAGAUAAACUUACAUUUCAAUGGGAACUCUUUUGGAUUAAUGCAACUGAGGACAGCACUACUGAUGUUCCAUUUUGCAGAAUAAAAGAAAGCAUGGGAGCUCCAAGUUCAUUGGUUGCAAUUCAUUCUGCCAAUGAAACAUCUUUUGACAUCUCUAAUAUGCAAAUUGCAUCAAAUCAAAUUCAGCCUACUCCAAUCUCUAUGGAACAUGAAUACACUGAAGAUCUAUCUAAAUUAAUUGAGGUACCAGAAGUAAUUCAUAAUAACAGUGAGAAUACAGAAUCAACAACUGAUGUAUACUUGUUUGAAUCACCUGAAUUGAACUUGAAUCUGAUAGAAGAAGGAGUGGAUGGAUUGAGAGAAGGAGAUUCUAUGGAUUUUGACACACAUUUAUUUAAUGAUAUUAAAGAAGGUAUUGGAGGCUCUGGAACAAGGACUGAAGGUGAAAUAGAUCUUGAAGUGGAUUUUCCUACGGAAGAUUCUGGGUAUAACCUUGUUGAUCUGCCAAAUACAGCACCUCCGAUUUUACCUAUGAUACAGUGGUUAAAACUUCCCAUUAGUAUUGAUGUAUUCAACAGUUAUUGUACUUCAGGCAUUUCUUCUAACCCUGUUUCAUUCAAGCCAUUCGUUUUGAAACCUAGCAAGAUGUAUAUGCUUGAUGUCACUUUAGAAUCUAAUGGAAAAAAAGUUGGCCGAUCACAACUGUACCUUAGUGUCCAUGAAAUGUCUCAGAAAAUUACAUGUCAAGUUCAACCCAGAUAUGGCACUGAAGUUUUUACAAUUUUCAGCAUUUUCUGCACAUCAGGCAAAGAGGACCUUUCCUAUGAAUUCAGCUACCAAGUGGGGAAUUUAUCAAGGAAAAUGUUGUAUAAAGGAAGAGAUAUUCAAUACUACUUUAAUUUGCCAUCAGGGGAUCCAGAUAGUGGAUAUCAAGUCACGGUUUUUACUCAAAUAACAAAUUCAUUUGGAUCCCAAACUCAGCCAUGUCCACUGAAUGUGAAUGUACAUCCAGUUUUCUCCAAGAAUACAUCUAAUGCUUUACCGGAGAUUGAACUAUUUCAAGAAGGCUUGAGAAAUCUUUCUAUACUUGUGUUAAUGGGAAAUCACAUUGAGAUUCGAAACUACGUUGUCUUAUUAACCACAAUCCUCAAUCGAUUAUAUGCGGAGGACGAUGAAACAACUUUUGAGCAACAUGUACAAAUCCGAAAUAAACUGAUUUUCAUUGUUCAAGCCUUACCAUUUAAUAAUCAGCUUCUGGUAAUUCUUGGAAGAAUACAUUUCCCCCCUACACUUUGUAAACCCAGAACUCUUUCAGUGUCAAAAAUGUGUGCCUGUUUUAAAAUGAUCUAUCGUCCGCUGCAUUUAUGUUUUCACAUUCCAUUACAGGAGGAGCUUGCUGAUAUUGUGUUAAUGGUAAAAGAACUGUUAAACGCCACUAACCAGGUAAUGCCUGAAAGUGUGAGGCUUAUUUUCAAUUUUGUUAAAUCAUCCCUUAAAGAGAGAGAAAUUCCAUUAAAGGGAACAUUAACUAAGAGCUUAAUUACUCUGGUAUCCACUGUCAUGGAGGUGUCAUCCAAAUGGCCAGUCAUGAAAAAUAUAUUCAUGGAUGGAAUGGAUACUAUUAGUGAUUUGAUGCUGAAGCACAUUACCUUAAACAGCGAGCAGCAGUUCAAUCUGAGCACAAGUUUCCUGGAACUUCAGACUAACAUACAUGAAAACUGUCAGAACUACCUUCAAACCAUUGGUCCUUCAACAGUUCAUUUCCCAAAAUUACUGGAUACUUUAUGCAGAACACACAAUACUUCAGCUUUCACAUGUUACAUAAGUCAGCUGAUGUAUUUCAAAGAUAAAGAGUAUUUCUGGGGAACACUGCCAUUUGCGCUGGAUAAUGGUUUUACAAGCCUUAAUCUAUUUGACUGCCGCAGUAAAAGAAAAAUUAACAACAGAAAUAUUGUAACACCAGUGACAAUGGAGAUUGACAACAGAAAAACCCAAAAUACACUGUUGAACCAAACCCAAUUUUCAUUAUUUCGGGACAAGAUAAAUUUUCAUCAUUUUAACACAACUACUAAUGAUAAACAUGCUGCUUUAAGAAUAAUGGUUACAUUUCAUGAUACUGGAUCUAGAACUUUUCCUGUCUUACUUUUGAUAAGAUACUCCAAAAAACCCACUCCUCUGAAUUUCAAUUUUAAGCAAGUUCAUUCUACGGAAGAAAAUUCUACGCAGAUAUUUAUUCCAGCAGACUAUUUAAAAGAUUCAGGCUGUGUCUACCUGGCCUUGAUGGAUGCAGACUACAAAAGGCACCCAAGAAAUAAUUACAUAUCCAAAAUUUUACAAUAUACUCUUGAUAUUCAGUGGACACAGUGUUUGUCCUGGCAUAACAAUCAAUGGAAUUCUGAAGACUGUUCUACUCAGAAAGGGACCACGACAGCAAUGUUUAUCUGCAGCUGUACACGUCUGGGACUGUAUACUACUGCCAGUAGACAUGUGUUAUCUUAUUUUGACAAGGAAGAUGUCUCAAAGUUUAUAAGCACCACAAAAAAUCCUAUUCCUGGAAUUAUAGUUGUGCUUGCUAUUAUCUUCUACAUUUUGUUGAUGAUCUUUGGUAAAAUCAAGGACCAACAUGAAGAUCAGAAAAAGGCGUAUGUGUUUCUCCAGGAUAAUUCUCCAAAUGAACAGCAACGAUACGCUAUUAUGGUGGAUAUAGGAUUUCGAUCUAGACCAAAAUCAACAACUAAGGUUUACAUAAUUUUACAUGGUGAAGACGGUGUAUCUGAAACCCGAGAGCUUUAUUGUCCUGACAGACCUCUGUUUGAAAGAAAUUCACGGAAUGUAUUUAUAAUGAGUGUACCCGAUAGUCUUGGUCCAUUAUGGAAGAUUCAUAUUUGGCAUAACAACAGUGGUCAGUCACCAAGCAUGUACAUCAGCCAUGUAAUUGUCAAAGACCUGAAAAGCAAAACCAACUUUUUUUUCUAUGCGGAGUGCUGGCUUGCAGUUGAUGAAGGAGAUGGGAAAGUUGAACGUGAACUGACAUUUGCAGGACAUGGAUUAGGCUUCAGACGGCUCUUCUACUGCAAAUUCACUCAAUAUCUGGAAGAUUUCCAUUCCUGGGGUUCAGUCUUUAGCCGACCAUCUUACAGUUGGUUCAGUCAUACUCAACGAAUAACCACAUGUUUAGUCAUGUGUUUGGGGUAUAUGUGUUUCAAUGUCAUCCUUCUUUACUGGAAAGAAGAUCAGUAUGCUGCUGAAAAUGGCCCUAUUGAAAUUUCAACCACUUCUCUGAUAUCUGGAUUUCAAUCUACAAUGGUUGUGUAUCCAAUUGCAUUGUUAUUAUCACUUCUGUUUAGGUAUAGUAAGAAGGUGAAUAAAUAUCCCAGAGAAGAUCAUUCUAAAAUUAAGGCUUCUAAUAUAAACUGCCAUCAAGGUCAGCAACAUUAUAUACAAGAAGCAGACACUAUUCUUCAAUCUAGUUUGGCAUGGCAUCAUUUCCAGUACUGGGCAUAUGAUACCUGGAAGAAGAAAUAUCAGAGAGAUUUGUCCACUUCAAGUAUUCACUCUACAGAUGGCAGAAGAAAACACAAAAGUAGCUGCCCCUCACCUACUCAGAACUCUACUGGAAAUGAUGAUUGCAGUUGUAAUAUUAGUCAUUGUCCUACACCUGGGCUGAAAAACAUCAAGGAUUGCUCAAAUGGCACUUGUUUGCAACAAUCAUCAGAUCUUGGACUGUUUGACAUUUCCUUUCUACAUGAGAACAAGGUUCUGCCCCCAUGGUGUGUCUAUGUGGCCUGGUCACUUUGUGCUGUGUUUAGCGCAGGAUUUGGAAUAGUAACAGUGGUGAUUGGAAUCAGAUUCAGCAUUUCUAAGUGUAUUCUCUGGCUGCAUGCAGUUUUUCUUUCCAUGAUCUACUGCAUUUUUAUUUUGCAACCCUUUUUGAUUUUACUCAUAGCAGUCUUUGUAGCAUGGAGAAAGAAAGAAAGACCUGACUUUUUUGUGGAAGCAUUAAGUGAAGAUGUAAAGUAUAUUGCUGGGGAACAGUAUUUGCAGUUACCACACUUAACAACUCCAUCUUCUCAGAGUAGUCAUGAUACAUCAAACUUUGAAAAGAUCCUUGCUGCCCGGAAGAGAGCCCGGUACCUAAGGUUGGCGCGACCACCCACUAGACCUCAACUAAGAAUAGUCAGAGACAAGGUCAGAAGGAAGACAGUAAUAAAGAAAAUAUUUAGGGAGCUUACAGCAUACAUUGUUAUGACCUCUGUAUUUGUGUUGAUAACAUUUGGGAAGUAUUCAAACAAUGAAUAUCUUUCAAACCAAGCAGUAAGAAAUGAAUUUAUAAGAAACCCUGUACAGCUUUUUAAUGACAUCAAAACAGAAGAUCAGUGGUGGAACUGGAGCUUUAAUGUGUUACUUGACCGUCUAUAUUGGAAUAAUUCAUAUGAUGAGAUGUAUUCAAACAGAGAGGCUGGACCAGUAGAAGGGAACUUUUUUCUUACAGGAGCCCCUAUUAUUAUAAAAUAUAAAUCUGCACAUAGAUCUAACCAAAUGAUUUCUUAUUUUAUACGUGGAAACCCAUUUUUUACUUCCUCUUAUGAAUUGUCAAAAGAAGUAAACUAUAAGCCAAAUACACAGAAAAGCAAAGAGACUCUAGAUCAAAUAUAUUAUCAAUGUGGUAAAAUUCAAUGCUAUAAAGAACAAGGUUCUGUAAUCAGCCUUGGCAGAUUAAGAACUGAAGCCCAUUCGACAUUACUGAAAAUGAGAAAUCAGAGGUGGAUAGAGAGAGGAACAAGUGCACUUGCUGUACAGUUUGUCCUUUAUAACUCUCCAACUAAUCUAUUUACAAUGAUAUCGCUCCUAAUAGAGUUGCCUGCUUCAGGUGGUAUUAUUACCUCUUCAGCUAUAGACUCUUUAAGAAUUUACCGCAUCACCAGCUUAAUGGAUUAUUUCAUUAUGGCAUUUGAGAUGGUAUUUCUUUCUAUGAUACUUGUUUCUUUCUGCAUACAACUGAGUACUAUUAUUCAGAAAAGCAUCAAAACCUACUUUCAAGACAUAUGGAACUGUUUGGAGGUAUCAAUAAUCGUGUUCAGCCUGUGUUAUUUCAUCAGUCGGUUCUACUAUUUCAUGUUUGUCGUUGACCUUAUUGAUCAUCUUCAGAGAGGAUUUUUCAGACUAUUCAUAAAUUUCAGUUUGAUCGCUGAUUAUGAAAAGUGGUUUCGACGUUUGCAUGGGAUCAUUUUAUUUUUGAUGAUAAUUAAGUUAUUAAAGAUGCUACAUUAUUAUAGAAUGAUGGCUCCUUGUAUAGCUCGGUUUCACCUUUCUUGCUCCAACUCAACAUUUAUCAUGCUCAUAGGGAUUGUGUCCAUGCUGUGCUAUUCAUCUCUGGGACAUACAAUCAUUUCCUCUGAUCACUAUCCUUUCACUAGUGUGCUACAGUGCAUCCAGACCACCUUUGCACAGUUCCUCAGAAUUCACACAUCAAAACAUAUAAAUAUUUUUAACGUGCAGGUCAAAUGUACCCAAGCCUGGGUGGCUGGAUUAUAUGGAAUACUGUUUUCUGUUUUUAUACUUCUAUGGACUGGAUUGUUAAAAGGAGUCCUCAGUUCAGUGGCAAAAUAUUCUAAAAAAGUUCAUCGCAGCAAACAGUUUGUGACAUUUAAAGAAGUUCUAUCUCAUGCAAGAGAAUUGAUAUUUUCAGUUGUUGAUCGACACAGACAGAAGAGCACAGACAGCAUUUCUAUAGCUGGAAAUAAUUUCUAUUUGGAUGAAUUUGAAGACCUGAUAGAUGAGCUUCUGUUCCGACUAAAUGCCAUAUCAGACAGCCUUCAUCAUUCACUUCCUGCAAAAUCACACAGUUACACUGAAGAAGAGGAUGAUCACAAUAACUUUGAUACUUGCUCCAAUUUCUCUUUUAAGCAAGCAGCCACAGAGUAUGAAGAUGGCAUGCAGCAUGAACAGUUGGGGAUAGACACUGUCACUCUGGGAAGAGGAAUAAGCUGUCUUUUAAAUGAAUCUGGUGGAAAAAGAAAUCAACAACAAAAUAUGGAAAACGUUGAACUUGGAAUCGUAUGUAAUAAUCUAGAGGAUGUUCAGAAAAGGCACAAUAACAAUAUAGAAAUGAAUAGUAAGUGCCUAGUCAAGACUGAACAGGAAAAUGGACUGGAAAUUGGAAAGCAUGCAUCCAUUUUAAGAUUACCUCAAGAAGUCCACACUAAACAAACAAAGGAUAUUCAUGCUUCUGUCCUUCAGUGUGAUCAAAUAGAAAACAGAGUAAGAAAUGAAUCCCUUUGCACUUCAGACAGCAUAUUACAUAGAGACUGCAAAUCUUUAAAACAUUCAUAUAGCAAAGCUUGUGAGCCUUUGGAAAAUAGUGCUAUGGAUUUCUUGGGUGCAAAUAAACAUACCACACGGUCAGUAAAAUUACAAGAUGAUGAUACUGCACAACAACAGCACUACAUUUGCCAAGCAAGCUUUUCUGAAAUGAAAAUGGAAAAGGGAACUGAAAAUAUCCGUAUUCAAAGUAAUCUACACAGUUCUAUGGAGAACAAAAACAUGGCACUUUCAGUAAAUGACUCACAUGCUGGUGGGACCAGUAAGCCACAUAUUAUUAGACAAUGUUGGUAGUUUAUUCUUUGGAAAUAUACAUAGUGCUAGUAGAAUAAUAGAGGAAAAGUUGAGAGUAACGGUUACUAAAUUAAGUGGAAAAUCUAAUAUAAGUGGAAAUUAGUAAAAAUUUUGUUUGUAUAAUCUUUUUUUUUAAUAAACAAGUUGUGUUAAUGUA
Rana temporaria (common frog) is the source of this 8096-nucleotide messenger RNA. Its product is annotated as polycystic kidney disease protein 1-like 1. Bases 41 to 7939 code for a protein of 2632 amino acids. The record is from RefSeq and is a predicted model, not a curated record. Gene Ontology annotation, cellular component: membrane. NCBI's taxonomy places the organism in Eukaryota, Metazoa, Chordata, Amphibia, Anura, Ranidae. The transcript has 49 exons. Gene Ontology annotation, molecular function: protein binding; calcium ion binding; calcium channel activity. Gene Ontology annotation, biological process: detection of mechanical stimulus.